Ornithorhynchus anatinus (platypus) is the source of this 1904-nucleotide messenger RNA. It is a transcript of the gene DYNC2LI1, whose product is annotated as dynein cytoplasmic 2 light intermediate chain 1. Lineage: Eukaryota; Metazoa; Chordata; Mammalia; Monotremata; Ornithorhynchidae. Bases 76 to 1107 code for a protein of 343 amino acids. Gene Ontology annotation, biological process: intraciliary retrograde transport; intraciliary transport involved in cilium assembly. The record is from RefSeq and is a predicted model, not a curated record. The transcript is spliced from 13 exons. Gene Ontology annotation, cellular component: axoneme; ciliary basal body; cytoplasmic dynein complex. Gene Ontology annotation, molecular function: dynein heavy chain binding.
GGAGGAGGAGGCUGUACCGUUUCCAGGGCAACCAGGAAGUGCAGCUCUCGCCACCGAGGCCGCCGUCCUGCCACGAUGCCCAGCGAAACUCUCUGGGAGAUUGCGAGAGCCGAAGUGGAGAAGAAGGAGAAACCCGGAGGAGGUGAUGAAGGGGAAAAGUCGGUCUUCUUCGUUGGCAGUAAGAACGGGGGGAAGACAACUAUAAUACUGAGGUGCCUCGACAGGGACGAGCCGACCAGGCCGACGCUGGCACUGGAGUACACCUUUGGGCGCCGGGCCCGGGGCCACAACACGCCCAAGGACAUUGCUCACUUCUGGGAACUGGGCGGGGGGACGUCCCUGCUGGACCUGGCGAGGAUCCCCAUCACGGCCGACAGCCUGCGGACGUUUUCUGUAGUUCUGGUUCUGGACCUCUCGCGGCCCAGCGAGCUCUGGCUCACCGCGGAACACCUGCUCAGGGCCGUCAGGACCCAUGUGGAGAACCUGGGCCAGCCUGGCACCCGAGCUGCCGCCACACCAAGGACGUGGAGCCCCGUGCCCGAGGAUCAUCCGGAUCGGGAGUUCAUCGAUCCGUUCCCCAUUCCCCUGGUCAUCAUCGGCAGCAAGUACGACGUCUUCCAGAAUCUGGACUCUGAGAAGAGGAAAGUGAUCUGCAGGACAUUGCGGUUUUUGGCACAUCACCACGGGGCCACGCUGAUGUUUACUGGCAAAUCAGAAGCGCUCCUGCUGAAAACCCGCUCAGUGAUCAGUCACUUGGCAUUCGGGGUCGGUGUUGAUCGCAGUAAGGCCCUGACACUGGAUCAGAACAAGCCCCUGUUCAUCCCAGCUGGGCUGGACUCCUUCAGCCAGAUAGGGCCGCCCCCUUCCGCCGCCGGAGACAUCGGGAAGCUGCGGGUGCAGACGCCCCUGGAGCUUUGGAAGGAAGUCUACAACAAAGCCUUCCCGCUGCAGACCAAAAGUGACCGCAAAGACCUCAAGGACCCAGGCCGCGACCCCCAGUACGCCGAGCGCGAAGUCGACGCCAUGAGAGCUCAGAAGGACCAGGAGCUGGAGCAGUACAAGAGGAGCGCCUCCAAGUCCUGGAGAGAAAUCGACUUGGAACCAUGAGGUGUGCCCGGUCCGCCGCCUGGCCCGCGGGACCAGCGGCCUCUUGGUCCUCGCCCUGGCCAGUGGGCAGGCCAGGUCCCGGAGGGCACGAAAACCAUUUCCACAGAGACACUGGCACAGACCCCAGGUGACUGUGGAUGAUGGGAAACAGUUCCGACCGGUUAACUGCCUCCCGGGGGGCUUUGGAGGAAAUCUCUGCCCUUACCAGAGCCCGGCCCCCAAACACCGCCCCCCCCCGCCCCACAUAUAUGCACACCCUGCCCAACACACACAUACAUACACAUGCACACACCUGAUAUUAGAACCGCUACAUGGCUGGGCUGUUUCUCCUCUUGCUUUGAAGCCAGAAUUGGAAGAAUCCGUGGCUCGUGGAGGUUUCCUCGUUGGUGUAGAGAUUCCCUCUUGGGAGUCCCGUGAUCUCGCCGUCCAUGGUCACGCCACCGUGGUCCCGUAGCCCAUGGCCUCAUCAUCUGUAAUCGCACCACCCGUGCCCUUUUUGCCCAUGAUCCCAUCGCCCUUGGAAUUUGGAACCAUGAGGCAUGCUUGGCCCCCUGCCCAGCCUGCAGAUGGCUUGGCUGCAGAUGACUUCCUGCGGGAAGAGGGGCCGGGAGGUGGGUCGGCAUAAGGACAAGCAGGAGAAGGCCUGUCUCGGAGCCACUGAGAAGACUUCCAACAUGGUGCCCCCCGCUACCAAGGGAUUUUGAGUGGCCAACUGCAGCCGUGGUCGGGGACCCUCCGGGAGCUGGCAUUUCAUCUCAGGGAGGGGGAGUCAUUCCUGAAUAAAAUGUCCACUCCGG